AUGAAGUUUUUGGCGGUUUUCAUAAGUGUGCUGUAUUUUGUGUCAAGGAAUUUGGUUGUCGGUGUUACGUCCGAGGAGACUGCAGAGGUAUCAGAGGCAUGCUGCACCCACGGGAAAUACCAGGCGAUGGGUAUGGCAUCGCCGCAAGCCUGUUCAAGUGUCACCGCCCCAGAAGAUGUCGAGACGGAAUUCCUCGACACAUGUGUUGCAUCAGCGAAGAGUUGUUGUGAGGAGCAGUUUUUGGAAAAAGAUGAUUGUAUAGCUGGUAUGAAAAUGGCACCAAAGAAGCAAUGUGCUAUACCUAAAACCGACAUUGGAAAGACAUGCUGUGAUGAAUGUUCCUUCGGGAGAUGGUCUGGCGAAUCCCAGGGCAAGGAAGCAUGUGGAAGUCCUGCCGAGGACGGAAUGAGUCCGCAAACAACACUCCGUAAGAAUGCUUUCUACCAAUGCUGUUUGGAAGCAACAAAUGAACCUGAAACUACUACUGAGACGACAACAGAAAAUAAAAUGGAGACAACUACAGAGAAGAAGAAAGAAGAGAAAAAAGAAAAAUGUCAGAAGGACUCUUGUGAUCAAAUCUGUAAAGAUGACGAUGGUAAAGUGACUUGUCAGUGUCGAAAAGGAUUUAGAUUGCAGUCUGAUAAUAAAACUUGCAAAGAUAUCAACGAAUGUAGAGAGAUCUUAGACGAUUUGUGUACCGAAGAGGACACUGUUUGCCACAACACUGUUGGGUCCUUUAAGUGCGUGCCUAUCAAGAAGAGAGAUGUUAGUCUUAGUUGCCCGCCAGGCUUUAAGCGGAACGUACUUAACCAAGUAUGUGAUGAUAUUAAUGAGUGUCAACUUCCUCGACCUCCGUGCCCAAAGUACCUGUGCGAGAAUACCAUCGGCGGGUAUAAAUGUGCUGGAAAACCAGGCAAGCCUUUCACUGAAGCUAUUCCUGGUGUUACUACAGAAGCAGAACCAACUACACCUACUACAAAAAAUGACAUAUGCCCACCUGGUUUCAGGGCUGGGCCUGACGAUGAAUGUCUUGAUAUCGACGAAUGUGAGGAGCGGCUUGACGAUUGCCAGCGUUUGUCGCAGCAUUGCAUCAACACGCAUGGCAGUUACUUCUGCCAGGAUCACGUGUCGAAGCGUUGUGCACCCGGCUUCAAGGUCAACGCCGUUACUGGAAUAUGCGAAGAUAUCGACGAAUGUGAAGAAAGUUCUGAAGUAUGCAAACGCACCGAGGUGUGCGUCAAUUUGCCUGGAGCCUACAACUGCAAGUCCAAGAUCAGCACAUUACCUCAGUUAGCGAAGAAAACAUGCCAAGAAGGAACUCGACAGCGACCCGGUGCCACGAUUUGUGAAGAUAUCGACGAAUGUCGUGAGGGCACGCACUUAUGCGAUCGGUUCCAAAAUUGUAUCAACACAUACGGUGGUCACGAGUGUCGCUGUAAAAACGGCUUUGAGUUGGAUUCAUCUUCAGGGUCUUGUGUUGAUAUCGAUGAGUGUGCAUUGAAACUAGACAACUGUCAGGCGGGUCUACACUGUCUAAAUGUACUGGGUUCAUUCACAUGUACACGCCGACCUGCCACCACAUCUACCACAACUACAGCCACACCACCUGUUUACGAUUAUGAGUACUACGAUUCUGAAGAAGAAAACACAACGAAUAUUGAUAAGCCUAACACAUCAGUGACUAUUCCCACAACAAGUACUUCGACAACAUCAACAACUCCUAGACCAACUACCACUUCGACAACCUCUACAACAUCGACCACGACACCGAUACCCUCGACGACUAGUACGACAACUCGCACAACAAGAGUGUGGCCGCCGUCACGACCAGGAGGUUACAAUCCGUAUUAUCCCAGAUAUCUUAUCCCUACAACUAGAAGAACUCCAUACACGAUUCCCCCUGUCAGACCCACUCGCCCCACUACACCAGAAUCUAGAAGACCUGAAAUUAGACCUAGAAGACCCGAAACACUUAAUCCUGUUGAAGUUACGGUCCCAAAUCCCACAAAUGUCGUUACUAUAGAGAAAGAAAAAGAAGCAGAUGGUAGUUACGGGUUGAAUGCUAGUGAAAUACCAAAAGAUAAAUGGUCGAACGUUAUUGGAGUAAAUAAACCAGAAACUUCAGAUUUUAAUCCUGAAGAAUUACACUGCUUGAAUGGAUUUGAACGAAGUCCUAGUGGCGAUUGCAUAGACAUUAACGAAUGUGAGACGGGGAGACACAUCUGCAGUAGUCUGGAGGUGUGCCACAACAGGCAAGGUGGUUACAUGUGCGACUGCAUGCCGGGAUUCCAUCGCGACCCCAGCGGAUGGUGUGUGGUCGCAACUACCACCAGCACCACCACCACUUCCACUACCACAACUACCACGCCGAGACCAACGACUGUUAGAACAACUACGUCAACGACUGAGAAUACUACUGCAGUUACAACAACCAGUACAGAAUGGCCGCGCGUACCGAGACCACGUCUGCCUUGGUACACGCCUUCGAAGCCAUGCGAUUUUGGUUACAUCUAUAGCUCCAUUCUAGGAAAAUGUGUUGAUAUAGACGAAUGCGCCGCAAACAGGGCAAAUUGUUCGCCAAAAGAAGACUGCGUCAACACGGAGGGCGGGUACCGUUGUGUUUGCGGCAAGAGAUGUCGUGCGGAAACCGAAACACCCACAUUUUUCCCAUCAGCACGAGAACCACCGGCGGUCAUCCCGGACACGAAUGUGAUCACAGUGGGCGCUCAGUACGGGCAGCGCGGAGCGCGCGUGAUGCGGCCGACGUACUCCAGAUCACCAUCUUCUGCUGCAGUGAUAAUUUCCUGCCCAUGGGGAUACAAGCUCACGCCCGAAAAACAUUGUGUAGAUAUCGACGAAUGCGCCCGUAACAUAUCGGAAUGCGGUCCGCAGCAGCGCUGUGAAAACUUUUUCGGAGGUUACUCAUGUCAGUGCCCGGCGGGACACCGGCUUGUCGGACAACAACGCUGCGAGGACAUCGAUGAAUGCGCCUACGGAAAUCCGUGUUCAUACAACGCUCAAUGCAUCAACACAGUGGGUUCGUAUCGCUGCUCCUGCGGGGACGGCUUCCGCAACGCACCGUCAAACGACAAGGUAUGCGUGGACGUGGACGAGUGCGCGGAGACGCCGCACGUGUGCGCGCACGGCUGCGCCAACGCGUGGGGCGGCUACCGCUGCUACUGCGAGCGCGGCUACCGCCUGCACGCCGACAACAGGACGUGUGUGGACGUGGACGAGUGCGCGGAGUGGGGAGCAGUGCGCGCGCGCGGGCGGCUGUGCGGCGGGCGCUGCGUCAACGUGCCCGGCUCCUACCGCUGCACCUGCCCACCCGGCUACCGGCUCGCCGACGACGCACGCGCCUGCACAGACAUUGACGAGUGUGAGACAGGCGAAGCGCAUUGCGCUGGAGCAUCAGACGAAGGGCUCGUUUGCCAGAAUACUCGAGGAGGCUACCACUGUCACCGAAUUGACUGUCCUCCUGGUUACCGUCUAGAGUCCAAACACAAAUGCACGCGAAUUCAACGCUCAUGCCCAAUAUCGGACUGGAAUUGUAUCCAACAGCCGAGCGCCCUCAGCUACAACUUCAUCACCUUUGUUGCCAACAUCUACCUUCCUACUGGAAGUGUGGAUCUGUUCACAAUGCACGGUCCGUCAUGGCGCGACUCCGUGGUGAACUUCGAGAUGCGAAUGGUCGACGUGAAAGCACCCAGCGGCGUUAAGUCCGCCGAUCUAUCCUGUUUUGACAUGCGACCAAGCGCCAACGUUUGCGUGGUCUCCCUUCUCUGUUCAUUGGAGGGACCUCAAGUAGCCGAGCUGGAGUUGACGAUGUCUCUGUAUCAACGCAGCCAGUUCGCCGGCAGUGCAGUCGCAAGGCUUGUGGUUAUUGUAUCCGAGUACGAGUUCUAG
Molecule: messenger RNA, 3906 nt
Organism: Parnassius apollo (apollo)
Lineage: Eukaryota; Metazoa; Arthropoda; Insecta; Lepidoptera; Papilionidae
Source: the annotation of a GenBank genome assembly